AAACUCCCUAAAAUCUACCAAACCCUCGAAAAACCCUAGCGCGCCUCGCCUUGAAAAUUUUCCCCACACCGCCACCAUUAAUCCUCGAUGAAGAAGAGAAGCCGGGAACCCAAACCCUUAAUUCCAGCUCUCGCCGCCGCUACUGGCCCCACCCUGAUCAAGCACUUGGCCUCGUGCAGCACCGCAGUCCGAUCUCAAUCUCUGCGGCUGCUUCAGUCAUGGCUCGCCGCCCAAUCGCAGCAGCUCUCAGACUCCGACUUUAAGAAGCUGUGGAAAGGCCUUUUUUACUGCCUAUGGCACGCCGACAAGACCCCCAAUCAGGUCGCUCUAAUCGAUCGGUUAAUUUCUCUGUUUCAUUCGCUGCAGCCAGCGGUUUCUCUGGAGUUUUUCCGUGGGUUUCUGGUUACACUUCGCCGCGAGUGGCCUGGAAUUGACCGGCUGAGGUUGGAUAAGUUCUACUUGCUCAUACGCCGAUUUGUAAAAGCAUUGUUUGAUUUAAUGAGGUUGAGGAAGUGGGAUGUGGGUGUUUUAGGGGAAUAUUUUGGGGUUCUGGGGAGUGAUGCGUUGUUGGCGGAUGAUAAAUUGCAGGGGAAUGGGGUGAAUUAUCAUGUGGCGUCUGUGUUUUUGGAUGAGUUGGCUGGUGUUGGGUUUCCGGUGCAGAAAGAGGUGGUUGAUUUGAUUUUGGGGCCAUUUUUUGCAGUUUUGAUGAGGGGAACUGAUAAGAUUUUGUUAGGGAAAGUGAAGAGUAACAUGUUUGAUGAGCUGGUAAAGGCGGGAACAGAACUCCUAUUGAAGAGGAAGUUGGGAGAGGAUUGUGAAAGCAAUGGGAAUGCUCUGUUGGGUGUGGUUGCUCUUAGGAUGGGGUUAUCGGCAAAAUUGUAUGAGGUGACUUCAUCUGCUGACUGCAUUCAGGGGAACAGGAAGGUUGUAUUGGGGCUGCAUGAACAGUUUUUGAAGUUGGAGAAGGAAUUGGAAUCCUCUGGCAUUGAAAUUGGUAUACCUGAAUAUAACGAAGAUGAUGAUGCAGAAGUUCCACAAUUGAUACCCAUUGAUUUCGAUGCUUGUAAGGAUAAUGUGGACGGAGGGUCUCAGGAAGGAAAUGAGGAUGUGGCUCAUGAUGAUCAGUUGGAAAGUGGAACGGAAAAGAAGAGUAAGAAAGCGAAAAAGGAGAAAGAUGGAGAUGAUAAGAAAAAGAAGAGGAAGAAGAAGAAGAGAAAGGAUGAAAAUAAACUUUCUGAAGUGGUUGACGGAGCUGAAGAAAAUGGUGAUUUGGUUGGGAUUGUUGGCUCUGAGAAUAUGGAAUUGGAUAGUGGUUCAGCCGAUAUUCUAAGCGAUAACAUGGAAAAUGAGUUGACUGAAAAUGUGAUAAUGAAUCUUCAGAAACAGUUUGAGAUCGUUGCUGCGGAAAUGGAUUCUGAAGGUGACGAAGAUUCAGAUUCAUGCGCUACACCAGUAAUCGCCAAGAAACCUAGUAAGAGAGCAAAGAGGGUGAAGUUGGUACAUGACGAGGAGCUUGGUAAUGUGAACACCAGUGGAACCGCAGAUAGUGGAGAUGAUGCUGGUGGAAAGAGUGUGGAGAAGAGUGCUAAGAAGGUUAGGUUUUCCAUGAAGAACAACUUGGUUUGGAAGCCACAGACUCCUCUGCCUCCUGAGAGUUUAAGGUUGCCACCAUCAGUUACUCCGAGGGGUAGUGCAUUGAAGAAGGGCGUGCCUCCGGGGCCCGUUGUCGAGAUUCCACCUUCCAAGAAAAAGGCCAAGCAGAAGAAGAGAGUGAGGCCCUCGACCAUGAUCAAGGGUCGGAAGAAGGUGCAAUCGAAAUCGAGCUAAUGGUAUUAUAUUAGCAUUAUAGGUCGGAGAACUAUGCUUUCCAAAUGAGUAAUUGCAUUUUUGUUCAAUUUUUUUAUUUGUUUACUAUUACGGUUGUUCAAUUGCAUUCUGCUCGUUCAUUUAAGUGAUAGAAUUGAAGUUAUACACAGCCUAUUUGCGUGCUUACCUCUUUGUAGUAAACAAUGUAUUCAGUUCGUUACACUAGCAUUUCUUGAUCUUGUGAGAACUCAA
Molecule: messenger RNA, 2058 nt
Organism: Salvia hispanica
Lineage: Eukaryota; Viridiplantae; Streptophyta; Magnoliopsida; Lamiales; Lamiaceae
Biological process (GO): rRNA processing
Cellular component (GO): preribosome, small subunit precursor; nucleus
Source: RefSeq, a predicted model, not a curated record